CUCUGCUACAUCAGCGCCAGGCAGGCAGUAGCCAGCCAAUAGCCGCUUAACAGUUGUACAGUUGUAACUUGUAAGACAUCAAUUCAAGUGAGAGGAGAAUACAAAUUGGGUAUCGUAAUAAUGUCAGAGUGAAUGUAUCGUGUUAGAAUACUGAAAGUUACUUGAUCAGGCCGCGUAACUAACGUAAAGUUUUACCGUUACUUGUGUCUGUUCAGUUUACACCGAAAGGCUACCUAGUAGUACCUAGUACUACACCAGCUCAUUUUGAAUCUUACCGUAUAAGCCAGCAUGGACAUCUUCAUGAUACUUGCAUAUCUUAUUGGACUAGCUGUGUUGGCUGUAGUAACAUUAUGUUUUGUUGUUUAUGUGAAAAGUGAAACAUAUCCCACCAUUGUAACCUAUGAUUCAGAGAAGUAUUUCUUAGAUGCUACAUCAAAUGAGAAGUGUGAAUUUCCCUCAAUAAGAGACACCUCAUCUAAGUCACUGUCUGUGAUUAUUCCUGCUUAUAAUGAAGAGAAAAGAUUACCUGUAAUGCUUGAUGAAUGCUUGGGGUACUUAGAAGAUCAGCGGAAGGCAGCAGAAGGUAAAUUUACAUAUGAAGUGAUAAUUGUGGAUGAUGGGAGCAAAGAUGGUACCACCAAAGUUGGGUUAGCAUACUGCAAGAAGUUUGGCUGUGAUAAAGUACGGGUCUUGACUCUAACAAAAAAUCGAGGAAAGGGUGGUGCUGUUCGUAUGGGUAUGCUAAGAUCACGUGGAGAGAUUCUGCUUUUUGCUGAUGCUGAUGGGGCUACUACAUUCUCUGAGUACUUGAAAGUAGAAAAAUCUCUCAAGAAUCUUUGCAGUGAGGAGAGUGAUCUGAGUGAAGCUCUUGCCAUUUCUUGUGGUUCACGAGCUCAUCUAGAAGAAGAAUCUGUUGCUACUCGUUCCCUGUUUCGCACUGUGCUGAUGUAUGGUUUCCACUUUUUAGUAUGGCUGUUUGCUGUUAGAGGAAUUAAAGAUACACAGUGUGGGUUUAAGCUGUUGACUCGCAGGGCUUCUCGUAUUUUGUUCAACAGUUUACAUGUAGAGAGAUGGGCUUUUGACGUGGAAAUGCUGUAUGUUGCCCAAUCCUUGGGUAUCCCAAUUGAUGAAGUAGCUGUGGAAUGGAAUGAGAUUGAAGGAACAAAGAUGACGCCUAUACUGAGUUGGAUUGAAAUGGGUAUUGACCUAUUUGUGAUAUGGUUACGAUACACAUUAGGAGCAUGGAGAAUAAGAGGAGAUAUGAAGAAUUUAGUAAAUUCCAAGUAGCAUGACCAUUGAAGUUUAAUUAAAACUUAAAUAACUAGAUAAGUAGAUAACAGGGCAGAGCCUCUUAUCCCAGAGUUUUAUCUAUAGUGAAAUGUCAGUUAAGCAGAGGUCAUUAGGCCUCUAUUGAGCACCACAGGAGUUAUGCUCAGUGUGAUUUGCAUAAAACUUGAUCCAUUAUUGUCACAUACAGAACAUUAUGGAUGGUUUACUAGGCUUUACGGUAUUAAUAUAGUAGAAUAUGAAUUACAGUCAUAUAGAAAACUUUUGGCCAUCUCUAACUCUUUACAAGUGUACAGUAGCCUUAUGUUACCUGCAGAUGAUAGGGUACUGAAUUAAAUACUAAAUUGCUGUUUACCAUUUAUUUGCCCAAGGAUGAUGGAUGAGGAAUGGUGAAUGUGAUAGUUAUAAUUAGGAGUACAUACUUGAUCAUUUGGUUGUUAAUUUUAUUGUUAUUUUGACAAUCAAAUUGAGUAUAUUGACAAAAAAAAAUUGUUUUUUUAUAAAGAAUAAGGCAUGGUCUGUUGAAAACUGAAGGCUCAACUUAUGAUGUAAAGGAAAAGUUUUGUUUUGUGCUACAUUGAAGACAGUAAAAUAUAUAUAUAUUUUUUUUACUUAUUUUGCUAAUCAGUACUGUACUGCUCUUUUUGAUUAUCAUAUAAGCCACUUCGUAUAAAACUUUUAUUCAUUUGACUUGUAAGGUAGCUUAUUCUUAUUCCUGCAUUUAAUAUUCAUCUCCUUAGAUUAUUUAGGAAUAGCAUAAUUUACUGUAGCUGUUUGUCAGAAUUCCAGCAUAUGAAACAUUUAACUAUUUUGUAUUACUAAUUAAUACCUAUUCAAUUGCUCUGAUGGACUAUAAAAUUAGUUUACUUAACCAUUCAGUAUACUUUUCUGUGUUACAGUGUUUGCAGUUUCCUGUUAAGAAAUGUUCCAGGUUAAUCUAGGCUAUGCAUAGUUUACAAAAGUUGGUGAUAAGAGAUUCAAGAAUCAAGUGUUAUUCAUUUUGCUUUUUCACUUACCUGUAUGUACUAAUUAUUACUUUCAUAACGAUUACAUAUUAUAUAUGGAUUUUUCAAAAUUAAAGUACAUUGGCCAUACCUACAUUCAAGAUAUGCAGAAUUCCAAAGGCUAUUGUAUUAUGAUGGCCAUUCAGUAUUUUGUCAGUUGUCUAGUGAAUUUGUCAUUGCCUUUCUUGAUGUUUUCUUAUAAUUUUCAACAUUUUGAUAUAUUAUAUGUUUUCUGUAUGUGUAAUCAUUAUUUAUAGUUAAUAUCUACAUGUUCAUUACACAUUUACAAUGUCAAGGCUAGCUGAAAUAUUAUAGGAUAACAGAAAUCUGUUAUCCUGAACAUUCUUGGCCUUGAUGAUUCUGGACAAGAGGCUUGCUGCAGUAUAAAGGUUCAAAUUAAAUGCAAAUCAGUUGUACUGGUUUUAUACUGUGAAGCAUCACCCAUCAACUUGACUCUCCUGUAAGAUAAAGGAGAGAAUAUUUCUAACUUGUAGGAUAUAAUUCUACACUGUAAUGGGUUUCCUAUCACAACUGCAGUUUCAUUUAAUACAAGAAGUAAUCAGUUAUUUGUAACUGAAAUUAAAAUGACUGUCUCAUUUAUAGGUUUGCUUCUGAAAUGAAAAGUUGUGAAUCACUACUAUUCAGUGACUAUUUUACUGAAAUUUUGCAGUAGGUUAUGAUGAUUUUUGUUUACACCAUUACAAAUGUUAAACUGGAGAAAAAUUUCCUUGAGCUUGAAUCAAGAUAUUUUUAUACUGAUAUUUUGUGAAGAAAACAAACUGGGACCUGUGAAUGAAUUUUUGUUGUUUGUACUAUAUAUAUAUUAUGUACUGCUUUUAGCAUAUUGACUGAACCUGCUGAUUAAAGUUGUCUAAAAAUGUGGCCCACCAAUAGAAAAUUUUUAGUUGAAUCAUUAGUUAGUUUGGAUAUACCUAGUGAAAAUUAGUAACAGGCACAUAUUCUGAAAAUUGCGGUGAUAGGAUAUUCUCUUAAACCAUUAAGCUGUUAUGGAUAUAUAUAAGUUUUAUGUGUAUAUAGUACUAUUUUUAUGAUGUACUGUGGAGAAGUUUAUUUUUAGAAAUACAAAUAUUCACACGGUA
Macrobrachium nipponense is the source of this 3391-nucleotide messenger RNA. It is a transcript of the gene wol, whose product is annotated as dolichyl-phosphate beta-glucosyltransferase-like. The coding region runs from base 289 to 1287 and encodes 332 amino acids. The record is from RefSeq and is a predicted model, not a curated record. Lineage: Eukaryota; Metazoa; Arthropoda; Malacostraca; Decapoda; Palaemonidae. Gene Ontology annotation, cellular component: endoplasmic reticulum membrane. The transcript is spliced from 8 exons.